GCAAGAGAAUUUCUUGAAGUUAUGGCUGUUGCUAACAACACUGCUGAAGAUCAUGAGAUGUCGUUACUAUUCUUUUUGUGGUAUUUACAUCAGGCACAAGGUGUGAAUCAUAUUUGGCAGAUUAAGGGUGGUGCACAGGAAUGUAAAAUUAUUGGUGGAUCUCAGCAACUUAGCAUCAAGAUGGCAAAAAAUCUUGGAGAUCGAAUUCAUCUGAAAAAUGCAGUGGUACAAAUAAUUCACAUGAACGAUGGUGUGAUGGUCAAAACACUGGAUGGAACUGUUUUCAAUGGCUCACAUGUAAUAAUGGCUAUUCCUCCAUUUGCACAUGUAAGUAACGUUUACAGCAGUAAUUUAUUUAUCUGAAAAUCCAGAAGCUGAGGGUGCAAAUUAAGUGGGUUCCCCCCAGUGCAGGGUGUUGUUAGGACUAAAGGAGAUAAAACCAUCCAUUAAUAUAGGAGACUGAAUUUGUUCUCAGU
This is a messenger RNA of Zootermopsis nevadensis, 476 nucleotides long. NCBI's taxonomy places the organism in Eukaryota, Metazoa, Arthropoda, Insecta, Blattodea, Termopsidae. The record is from RefSeq and is a predicted model, not a curated record.